GCGGCUAUUGAACUCAACCCCACUACUCACUACAGCCGGUCCCACAUACCUAGCUCUCCCUCUCCACCACCCCUCAAUGAUAUCUAAUCAAAUGUCACUCCUACAAUCUUCUUCCCGGAUCUUCCGUCAUCAGAGAAGCUUCAAGUUCAUACCUAGACAUCAAUUUCUGAGAACGAUGGCGUCGGCUCCAGAGAAGUUUGAGUGGAUGGUAAUCAUUCCUGAUGUGCCGGGGAAGUUGGAGAAGAGGAUGGAGGUUAGACCAAAGCAUUUCGAGGGGCUGAAGACGGCAAUGGAGAAAGGGUUCUUUAAGACGGGCGGAGCACUGUUGGACGAGGUUCCAAAGGAGGGAGAGGGAUUGAAGAUCAGUGGUAGUACGGUGGUAGCAUGGGCAAGCUCGAAGGAAGAGGUUAUGGAGAUCUUGAAGGGGGAUAUCUAUGCCAAGGAAGGUGUAUGGGAUCUUGAGAAGGUCCAAAUCUGGCCAUUCAAGUGUGCUUUCAGAGAGAAGUUUCCUUGAGCAACUUCCAUGCAUGGAGGAAAUCUUAUUCUUGAUACUCGACAAAAAAACAAGCCGUUGAGUUUGACUCACGUCGUUUUUCCGAGCAUAGUUUCUUAAACCAGAUUUCACUCAUAACACAGAAAAAUGCUCUCAAAAAUUAU
Messenger RNA from Mollisia scopiformis, 657 nucleotides. RefSeq lists its product as uncharacterized. Lineage: Eukaryota; Fungi; Ascomycota; Leotiomycetes; Helotiales; Mollisiaceae. The record is from RefSeq and is a predicted model, not a curated record. The coding region runs from base 77 to 514 and encodes 145 amino acids. The transcript has 4 exons.